AUGGGAAACUCCUUUUUUCCAGCUGUUGAACCUCCACCAUGUCAUUCAGCUUGCACUGGCCCUGUGGUUGAGGUUCUGACGGCUUUCUUUCGCUCAGAAAGUUUCAAGGAAAGUAUGUAUAAGGCAUGCGGGGCUUAUCAUGAAGCUCAAGCGUGCAUGCUCCUAAACAGCCACUGUGGCUCAGAUUCAAUGUUUGAAUCAAUGACGAGUGGUCUGAAGUAUAUGUGUGAGGAGCAAAUAGAGGCAUUCAAAGCGCUAGUUGACUGCAUUGAUGAAAACAGCAAUCGCGAGAUGCUUACUCGACCUCUAUCAGGAAAAGAAGAAGUUUUUCCAUCAGCUACCCAACUGACCUCAUUCCUUAGUGGUUUGCUACCUCGUUCAUGCAGUUUUUUGACAUCUACCGCAGGGCGCAAUAGUUUCCGGAUCGAUCCGGAGUUAGAUCAGGAGAUUAAACGGAUGUAUACGGAUAAAAAUAGGCGCGUUGGAGUAUCUUUACCAGAUCCUCUCGGUGAACCUAUUCUUAUCAGCAACCCAUUCCUGGAGCUGCCUUUUCUUUUCCAACCAAUUUCUCCAAUCGAUAAUCCAGUCCUUCCAAUCGUUAGUCCACUAGCGCCAGAGGACAACAUGAGAGCGUCUGAGCUGGAUGUAUCUGGAAGUGGGAACGAGCUGAAAAAUAAUGAAGAAGAGUCUGUAGAUAUCGUAGAGGCAUCUGGGGUUGGCGAAGGCGUUGAAAUAGAAGGAAGUGGCCUUGCUAAUAAAAACUCAGAACUCAAAAUCAGCAUUGAUGACCUAGAGGGCAGUGGAAUCAGUGCAAAAUCCAGAAAUCUUGAAAGAGAAGGAAGUGGUGAAGUGGAAGGAUCUGAGAGCUCCGGAAUAGAAGCAAGCGGAAUCCAAGAGGACUAUCUUUACAUCUCAAAAAACAAUACCGAAGAGGGAAAGGGCAGUGGAAUCAGUGCAAAAUCCAGAAAUCUCGAAAGUGAAGGAAGUGGUGUAGUGAAAGGAUCUGAGAGCUCCGGAAUAGAAGCAAGCGGAAUCCAAGAGGACUAUCUUUACAUCUCUAAAAACAAAAACGAAGAAGGGAGUUCCUUUGAGAGUUCUGGAAUCGAAGCAAGUGGUUUGCAUGAAGAAUUUCUGACCUCCAAAGGUUCUUCCGUAGAGGGAAGCGCUCUGAUAGAAUCCAGGGCACUGGCUGAAGAAGGAAGUGGUGAAGAUGAGAAGGAGUUCUUUUACUAUAUCGACAAACCGAAACAGUUGGCAUCUUAUCCUGUAAGAGCUGGUGAAGUUUACAAGAUUUACACAAUAGCCAAUGAGGAUGUGCAAGGUGGGUCGCUUCGAAUUUUCUUAUAUAAAUAGUG
Strongylus vulgaris is the source of this 1355-nucleotide messenger RNA. The record is from the annotation of a GenBank genome assembly. NCBI's taxonomy places the organism in Eukaryota, Metazoa, Nematoda, Chromadorea, Rhabditida, Strongylidae.